AUGGCAAAAGACAAGAAGAAGAAAUCGGGUGACAAGGUCGCCGCGAAAGCAGCAAAAGCAGCAAAGCAAGAGAAGAAAGCCGGCAAGAAAGACAAGAAGCAAACAACCAAGAACAAGGAUGUAGACUCAGAUGCCGAAUCGGUAGAUCUCGAUGAAGUCCUUGCACAGUAUGCAAAAGAGCAGGAACAGUAUCUCGCCAUCACUGAAGUGCCGUGCGACCCACCAUCAGCGAGAACUUCAAGUUUGAUAAUAGGCAACCCGGCAAACGAGAAUGAGCUUUUUCUGUACGGCGGCGAAUACUACAACGGUGCCACAGUCAACUUCUACAGCGAUCUAUUCGUGUAUAAUAUCAAGAAAGAUCUUUGGAACAAGGUCACCUCGCCGAAUUCGCCUCUUCCGCGUUCUGGACAUGCCUGGUGCAGAGCCGCGAACACGAAAGACAUAUAUUUGUUCGGUGGCGAAUUCAGCUCUCCAAAACAGGGAACGUUUUACCAUUACAACGAUUUCUGGAGAUUGGACCCGCAAAGCCGCGAGUGGACGCGUAUCGAGAUUAAGGGCAAGGCUCAGAAUCCGCCAGCUAGGAGCGGGCAUCGUAUGGUGGGAUUCAAACAGUACAUCAUCCUGUUUGGUGGUUUCCAGGACACGUCUGCUACCACAAAGUAUCUCAAUGAUAUUUGGAUAUACGAUUGUAUUAACUUUGCCUGGCACACACCGAAGCUGCAGUCGGCACGCGCUGUUCCCGAUGCGCGUUCGAGCUUUACGUUGCUUCCACACGAUCAGGGAGCUGUGCUUUACGGAGGUUACUCUCGCGUUAGGACAGAGGCUAAAAGCAAGCAACAGCAACAAGUCAAAGGCAAGAAGCAACAAAGUGUUGGCGGAGGUGCGCGCAUGGUCUUGAAGCCCAAAGUGCAUGAAGACACUUGGUUCAUACGCAUUAUCCCUCCCCCAGCGGAUCAGCCCUCGACCACGCUACCAACCAUAUCCUGGGAACGCCGCAAACGCCCCGCGAAUACACCAAACCCGUCUCGUGCAGGCGCGACAAUGGCCUUCCACAAAGGCCGUGGCAUCAUGUUUGGUGGUGUUCACGAUGUCGAGGAGAGCGAGGAAGGCAUUGACUCUGAGUUUUUCAACCAACUCUUCGUAUGGAACAUCGACCGCAAUCGUUACAUGCCUCUCAACCUGCGUCGUCCGAAAGCAAAUGCGAACAAGAAAGCCGCACAACAAGCCAACGUCAGCCGUCGCGACCGUGCGCGAGCUGAUGAAGAAGAGCUCCUCGCCAAUCUCAAAGCUCUUGAAAUGAAGGCGGGAGGCGUCGCAGCACCGACAUCCGACGAUGAAGAAGAGCCAAAAGAGAAGGAGCAGGAGGAAGAAGAAGAAGAUACGCGCCCUGAGAAGCCGCGCCUCUACGAGUUCCCACAUCCCCGUUUCAACGCUGCUCUAACCGUGCAGGGCGAUACGCUCUACAUCUACGGCGGCACUUUUGAGAAAGGCGACCGCGAAUUCACAUUCGACGAGCUCUGGUCACUCAAUCUGAACCAUCUAGACGGCGUGGUCGAGAUCUUCAAGCGUGAGCUAGAAGACUGGCAGGGCAGCGAAGACGAAGCCGACUCGGAGGAAGACGAAGACGAAGACGACGACUACGACGAGGAAUAUGAGGAUGAAGAAGACAAAUCUGCCUCCGCCUCCACAGCUCCAACCAGCGUCACCGAUUCGCCCGUCGCUGUUCCCACCAAGGACACGCCCGAAGAAGACAUCGGCACCACGGAGGAGAUCUCCGCGCUCACGGACACGUUGCCUCACCCGCGACCUUUUGAAUCUCGCCGCGCGUUCUAUGAGCGCACUUCUGAGGCCUGGCAGAAUGUCAUUCUGGACGAGAUGAGCUAUGGAGCCGCGGGCCAGACGAAGUCACCCAAGGAGAUAAAGAAGGCGGCAUUUGAUCGCGCGGAAGAGAAAUGGUGGGAUUGCAGGGAGGAGAUUCGCACCUUGGAGGAUGAGCAGGAGGCUGCGGGUAUCGGUGAGGUUGUCAGUCUGGCUGACAAAGAAGGUGGUGCAGGUGGUGGUGGUGUCGGGAGGAGGCGAUAG
Messenger RNA from Didymosphaeria variabile, 2082 nucleotides. RefSeq names its product Kelch repeat-containing protein 3 (gene KEL3). The transcript has a single exon. The record is from RefSeq and is a predicted model, not a curated record. Bases 1 to 2082 code for a protein of 693 amino acids. Gene Ontology annotation, molecular function: protein binding. Lineage: Eukaryota; Fungi; Ascomycota; Dothideomycetes; Pleosporales; Didymosphaeriaceae.